AUGGCAAAUUACAGCCGAAUCCAGAUACUCAAUAUUGAGGUUGACCGUGAGGAUGUGAGCGACUACCGUAUGUUGGUUGACGGCAAGUCCUUCAAAUACAUCACCAUUGACCCAGGGGUCUACAACCCCGACGAAAUGACAUUUGACAAAGCGAUCAUUCCGCAGAUGCCUCCUAUCCCCGAAGGAGACUGGAAUCGAGGACACAUCACCAAACACCCAGAGAAUGGCGGACCUUAUUUCUCCCAGCAUACAAAGGUUACACUUCCGACGGUCUCUAGCAUAUGGCAUCCUAGACAGAUAGACUGGCUUGAACUAGAGCUAGCGGAGUGGCUCAGAUCCAAUGUCCGCACCGCUCAAUUCAAGGAAGGUGCGCGACAAACAGUCAUGGCUGACGAGGUUUUGAUCAAAUUCGCAAGGUUUCCGUGGGAAAUGCAGUACUACGAGGACGAGACGCGGGCCUAUGAACGCAUAGAUGGCCAGGCCAUAGGGCCGCAAUUUCUAGGACACUUGACGGAAGAGGGACGAGUUAUUGGGCUCGUGAUCGAGUACAUUGAGGAUUCGCGUCACGCUGGUCCGGAUGAUGUGGAGGUCUGCCAAAACGCAUUGAGGAAGCUGCAUCGGUUGGGCAUUUUACAUGGUGAUGUGAACCGGCACAAUUUUCUGGUUCGUGAAGCUGAUGGAGUCAAAACGAUUACGAUCGUCGACUUCGAAUGUGUGUCAGAUUGUACAGAUGACAGGUUGUUCGAAGAGGAGAUUGAUCGGCUUCGAGAGAUGCUUCACUCGACUGACAAAGCCGGCGGUUACUACAUCAGAUCUGUUGGAGAGGAAGAAGCAUUAGAAGAACUGGGAACGUCGUAG
Exophiala spinifera is the source of this 858-nucleotide messenger RNA. RefSeq lists its product as uncharacterized. The record is from RefSeq and is a predicted model, not a curated record. The transcript has a single exon. The coding region runs from base 1 to 858 and encodes 285 amino acids. Lineage: Eukaryota; Fungi; Ascomycota; Eurotiomycetes; Chaetothyriales; Herpotrichiellaceae.